CGCGCUCUCGUGUCAGUGAAGCCCACUCUGUCAUGGCCUAAUUAGUCGUAACUAUGCAAAUGGAACGAUUAGCAGAUUUUAGGACCGGUCUGUAGUGCUAUGCGGCUCGCUUGGUGGGCUAGAGAGCCACUGCAACCUCCUAAUGUGGAGAGAGUUUUUCAUUUCAGCCGUGCGACGCAAAAUGGUCUCGUGUUGACAGCUAGGAAAAGGCAUCGCAGACAAGAGAAGGUUGUCACAUUGAUGAUACGGCUAAUCGCAGUCAGUCUCGUGUGUGGUUUCGUAUCGGAGCCGGGUCCAUUCAUAAGUAUUUGAUGAGGUUCUAGUCGUCAAUAUUCCCAGUUGAUAUACACUCCCCCCUAUCGGACCUGAUGCCGUAUUGAUGCGAGUAGUGCCCUCCGGUGGAACGAUCAGCAAUCACUGAGGAGUAUUUGACCAGCCCUCGGUUCAAUCAAUCCAGCACGCGGGAGGCGAAAACUAAUACCACUUCAGACUCUCAUCAUCCAGUGUGCUCUCUGAUUCUGGCUGGACAACGUGGAACAUUCUUCCAAGCACACCACAACCUUGUAACAAUUUUGGAGAAUCACCCGUCGCACGAUGUUACCACAUCUUUCUAUAAUCUUUUAGUAAUCUCAUAUUUGUUUUUCUCAGUUUAACAUGUCUCCAGUAUUGCUUCGCUUAUGAUGAAUUAAAACUUCAAAGACGUACAUUGUAUUUGAAACUGGAAAGUAACUGAGCGAUCUGACAGAAGGAACAAAGGAGUGGUUGAAUUUUAACUUUUUGGUGGUCAGUUAUUAAAAUAAAAACUUUCACCAUGUCUGCCGUUGAUCUAUAUCAACCUCCCCCGCCGCCCUCCAAGCCAAGUUGCUUCAGCAUUGAGUCCCUGGUCUCCAAGUCCUCCAGCCCCUCAAAUCCACCUGCUCCGACUACCUCCAGCCCGGACUCAGUGGGCUCCCCGACCCCCUUCACACCCAUCGUGGUCAGCAGGCUACACAAGCCCAGUCCGACCGGGGACUCGUCGUUCCACACCGCCUUCGCCCACCCUAUCAAGGGACUGUACUCGCCCGAGGUAGCCUACCCGUCGGAGUCCGCGCAGACCGUACACCCGGGAUUCGCCAUGCCGCAGCACCUCGGUAUGCCGGGAGCUCACGGCUUCCCGUCCCCGCACCACCACCCCGCUGCUCUGGCCGGUGUCUUCGGUUCGCCUCCCCGGCGCGAGCCGUUCGGACUCUACCCGUGGUUCCUGGCGCGAAAUAGACUAUUUGGUCACCGAGGAUUCGCAGGAGGCGAUAUAGCAAACGGAGGCUUCUUCCUCCAGCAUCCCUUCCGGAAACCCAAGCGGAUCCGAACCGCGUUCUCCCCGUCGCAACUACUGAGGCUUGAGCAAGCUUUCGAGAAGAAUCACUACGUGGUGGGAGCCGAGAGAAAACAGCUCGCUGCUAGCCUUAACCUCACAGAAACUCAGGUCAAAGUCUGGUUCCAAAAUCGGAGGACGAAAUACAAGCGGAUUAAGACGGAGGAGGAAGGGGAACAAGACGCCAAGAAGAAGGGAUCUCAUCACGUCAAUAGGUGGCGCAUGGAAACACAGCAAAACUCAUUAUGAUAGUCCUUCAGUUGUCUGUCUAUUGACUGUUUUUGGCGCCAAAACCUUGUGUCGUCUGCGCUUUUCCCAAGGACAGCGUUUAUGCGUUCGUUUACUGUGCACCGGACUGACCAAUCAGAGGCCGCGAUGUAUGCCGAACUUGCUGCAUGCUCAUCUAUCCUAUGAUGUGAUUGGUGAAUACACCAAUCGAAACUUUUUAGUUUCACCAAUCAGCAGUCAUGACUUAUACUCAUCGAUAGACGCUGAGAGCAUCGAGCGUUUCGAUUUGAGAACAUUUUUAAAGGAACUGCAUGCCUCUGAAUUUCUGAAAUAUGAAAGACGAACUUGUAAUUAACCUCAAAAGUUACAAGCAGGAGUACGAUACAGUGAAAAGAGUACAACAACUUCAUCCAGUAUUGUGAAGCCUUCAGGUUCAAGAACGACUCCAUUAUGAUAAUAAAUCUGAGUUCCUAUUUGUAGCCCGAAAUGACUCAUUCAUUUAGCGGGCGAACCUUGCGAGUCUACCGGGGCUGGCACGUGCAGAGUCCCCGGUGCGCGGUCCGUGAUUCCACGCUCAGAGAGAUGACAAUCGUUUUGCCUUGGGGCCGUCUCGUGACGUCUUCAACGCCAAACUCAUUAAUGAUCUCAAGAUAUGAAUCAAAUAUGACAGAAUCAUCACCAUUUCAACCUCAUCUUCGUCUUCAUAUGCCCACACGAACUCUUGUUCAAGCCCUGCUCUACACUUAAGGCUAUUUUUCAGAAUAUGAAAAGUGAGAAAUCCUCGCUUGAACCCGACGUGGCAAUCGUGUACUUAUUAUGACGAUGCGAAAUAUUCACCCAUUUCGUCAAUGCUGUCCAAAACCUUCGGUCCGUUUCUUGGAGAGUUGGUCAAAACAUUUGUGUAUUAUAAUAUGAUCAAAUUGUAUAAAAAAAAAGUUUUCACGAACAUGUGCAUCUAUGUAACUAGACAUCCAUGAACUAUUUAAGUUCCCUGAAUAUAUUGAAGGAAAAAUGGGUCCAUGCCGAUAUGUUUAUGUUUACUACAACUUUAGAAGAAAUUUGCAUUUUCGAUAUAAAAAUGUACAAAGAUUAUCAAGCAAAGGACGUGAAGACUUCUGCGUACGACAGAAAUUUCUGAAGACUUCUGCGACAGAAAUGUUUCUGUAAACAUAAAAAAAAUCUUACUCUGCAAAAUGUAAAGCUGUCAUUAUCGACAUAAAAUGUUGACAGAGUUCAAGAAGUAUAAAAAAACAAUAAAGUAUAUAUUUAUUUAUUUGUGUUGACUUCGGAUAAUGACCACCCUUCCCGUAACUUACGAACUACAAAAAUAUCCUUUCAACUUGACAAAGCACUUGAGAAUCUCUAACUCCACCUCCUUAUAUUACAUGAUAGUCACGUGAUCCUCUUUAUUUCAUAUUAACGACAGUAUUUUGUACUUUCCUUCAUUUCUAAAAGGAAUACACGUUUGCAAUUUUUCGUUUGGUCAAAUAGGCUUUUCUUGUUAUCGUUUGUAAGCUGGAAUACAGCAAGCAUUUUUGACAGCCUGGUGUUACUUCAAACUUUUAAGUGCUUUCAAGGUCAACUUACUUUUGUACGGUGGUGUUUAUUUUAUUGUAUGCUUUUUGCACAAGAGGCUUCAAAAUACUUGAAAUGUAUAUUCAUGAAUAUUUAAAUUUCAAUCCAGAAUACAAUGGUGCUGUACUGUGGAGUCCGUGAUCAAUGGAAUUGUACAUAGAUUAGUAUUAUAAUUAUACCGGAUAUCCUCUCAUAAAUAUUCACGAGGCUUUCGAUAGCUGAUAAAAAAGAGGGUGGGCCGGACUACACUUAACCACGCCCACAUUUUCACUGGUUGUAUGCUAUAUCAGUACUAGAUCAAGUACACGUUCACAGAGAACGUCAACGGUUUGAAACUGCGGUGUUUGUUCAAUAUUAAUUUAUUACAAUACACAAAUUAAAUAUGUUGAGUUUCUACAGCGUGAGAAUAUCUAUUUCCCUGUUUGGAACAAUACAUUGUCAACAUAAAUUUCAUGUAUUGCUAUUUUCUCUGAAUCCACAAUCAUUACUUCUUUUGACAAUAUUAACCCUUGUGAUUAUUUCCCUUUCCACUUUGGUUUUUCAUUAUUUCAAAAAGUUGUUGUUUAUCGUUUAUGGUAUGAAACAAUAUUGCACUCAAGAAAUCUUGACAUUGUGAAACGUUUUAGCUGUACGGCAUAGUUUCAGAAACAACAGCAAUGAAAUAUUAAUUCCUGGGUCGCGUCAAUGUGUUGUUUAUUUUUUUUGUUUCACGGAAAAACCACAGCACACAGCAAGAUUAUAAAUAAAAUGUCUUUGAAGACAUUAUCAAUAUGUGAGGAUAUUAAACCAUGAAAUAAAUAUUAA
Molecule: messenger RNA, 3958 nt
Organism: Patiria miniata (bat star)
Lineage: Eukaryota; Metazoa; Echinodermata; Asteroidea; Valvatida; Asterinidae
Product: homeobox protein EMX1-like
Exons: 3
Coding region: 812-1600 (262 amino acids)
Biological process (GO): neuron differentiation; regulation of DNA-templated transcription; central nervous system development
Molecular function (GO): DNA binding; DNA-binding transcription factor activity, RNA polymerase II-specific
Source: RefSeq, a predicted model, not a curated record